Messenger RNA from Brassica napus (rape), 3119 nucleotides. RefSeq names its product exocyst complex component EXO84B. The record is from RefSeq and is a predicted model, not a curated record. Gene Ontology annotation, cellular component: exocyst. The coding region runs from base 578 to 2800 and encodes 740 amino acids. The transcript has 6 exons. NCBI's taxonomy places the organism in Eukaryota, Viridiplantae, Streptophyta, Magnoliopsida, Brassicales, Brassicaceae. Gene Ontology annotation, biological process: exocytosis; intracellular protein localization; Golgi to plasma membrane transport.
CUAUUUACAAGAAAAAAUGACAGAAAAAAUCAUAUUUAAAACGUCUAAAGUAAUAUUUAUAUUUAGUUUCAGUUUUAAAUGAUUUUUUACCGGCAUUUGUACUUCAACUUAAAAAGUGAUAAUGCGGAAUUAUAAUAAAGUAAUUACUGAUAAAGCGCAAUUUAUUUUAAUAAUAAAAAUAAAUUAUUAUUUAAAAUAUACCAUCUUAUGUUUUUCAAAAAUAAUAGUUUAAAAAUUAUUUUUUAAAAAAAAUUAUUGUUUUGGAACUUUAAUAUUUUAUAUAUAUAGUUUUUGAGAACUUUUAAAAAUUUACUUUAGUAGCUUUUAUUAAAAGUAUUUCCCCUUUAUUUUUUAGAGAGAGAAGAAAAACAAAUAUUUAUUUAAGCAGACGAAAAAGCCAAGCUUCCGUCGCUGGUUGGGCAACUCGAUCAUCUUCUACCUAACGCCACUAUCAAUCUUAUCAUUCUCCCGCUCUGAUCUUUAUCCUUUACGUAUGAUCUGUGCUUAAUUCUCCCAUACAUUUUGCCGUAUCGCUGCGCUUCGGGAGUGGUGAUCGGAAACCGAAACUCUCUUAACGAUGGCGGCGAAGACGGCAGCCAGAACAAAAAGCACACCGACGAAGGAAAACGGUGUGAGAGUGGAGGAAGGGCUGAGUAUGUUCAAGUCUGAUAAGUUCGAUGCUGACGCUUACGUUCAAUCCAAAUGUUCUAUCAACCAGAAGGAUAUAAAGCAGUUAUGCUCCUAUCUCUUGGAUUUGAAGAGAGCUUCUGCUGGAGAAAUGCGGCGCAGUGUUUACGCUAAUUAUCCAGCCUUUAUACGCACAUCGAAAGAGAUAUCGGAUUUGGAGGGGGAGCUAUCAUCUAUCAGAGAUCUUCUCUCCACUCAGGCCACUCUAAUUCACGCCUUAGCAAAUGGAGUCUACAUUGACGACGGCGAUAAACCAUGUGAUGGCUCUUUUGGAGACAAUGACCUCUCUGCUCUAGAGAAAUGGGCUGCAGAGUACCUUGACCAGCUUGAUGCUUUAUUAGCCGAAAGAAGAGUCGAUGAAGCUCUAACAGCUUUUGACGAGGGAGAAAUUUUGAUAUCUCAAGCAAACGAAAGCCACACUCUAAGCUCUUCUCUUCAGUUUGCUAUUUCCCAACGCAAGCGAAAAUUGGCUGACCAACUUGCCAAAGCUGCUUGUCAACCUUCGACUCGAGGCGGGGAGCUUCGCUCAGCAAUAACGGCUCUUAAAAGGCUUGGCGAUGGGCCUCGAGCCCAUACUGUGCUUCUUGAUGCCCAUUUCCAGAGAUAUCAAUACAACAUGCAGAGUCUUCGUCCAUCUAGCAAUGGAGUAGCGUACACUGCUGCUGCACUUUCUCAGCUUUUUUUCUCAGCUAUCUCUCACGCUUCCAGCGAUUCAUUGGGGAUCUUUGGGGAAGAGCCAGCGUAUAGCUCUGAGCUCGUGACUUGGGCUACUAAGCAAACAGAGGCGUUUUUUUUCCUUCUCGUUAAAAAGCAUGCGUUAGCUUCUUCUGGAGGACUAAGAGCCGCCGCAGAGUGUGCACAGAUAGCUCUUGGCCAUUGCUCUUUGUUGGAAGCUCGUGGUUUGUCCCUCUGCCCUGUGCUUUUAAAGCACUUUAAGCCUGUCGUGGAACAGGCUUUGGAGGCAAAUCUUAAGCGCAUUGAAGAUAACACUGCAGCUAUGGCUGCUGCAGAUGAUUGGGUGCUGACGUACCCUCCUGCUGGGAGUCGCCAUGUUAGUACGGCAUUUCAGAAUAAGCUUACAUCCAGUGCCCACCGCUUUAACCUGAUGGUCCAGGACUUCUUUGAGGAUGUAGGACCUCUUCUAAGUAUGCAGUUGGGAAGUAAAGCGCUCCAAGGGCUAUUUAGAGUGUUCAACUCAUAUGUAGAUGUGCUGAUUAGAGCACUUCCUGGUUCCAUAGAAGACGAAGAAGAGGCAAAUUUUGAAGGUUUUGGUAAUAAGAUUGUCCAAAUGGCUGAGACCGAGGCACACCAACUUGCAUUACUUGCAAAUGCAUCACUGCUAGCGGAUGAAUUACUCCCACGUGCUGCCAUGAAACUCGCUCCUCUUGAUCAGACAAGUCACAGGACAGACGACGUAAGGAGACCUUCAGACAGACAAAAUCGUAAUCCUGAACAACGUGAGUGGAAGAGACGUUUACUUAGUACUGUUGACAAGUUAAAAGAUGCGUUUUGUCGCCAGCAUGCCUUGGGUCUCAUUUUUACCGAGGAAGGAGAUAGCCGUUUGUCUGCAGAUUUGUACAUAAACAUGGAUGAAAAUGGUGAGGAUGUGGACUGGUUUCCAUCUCUGGUAUUUCAGGAACUUUUUGCCAAAUUUAACAGGAUGGCAAGUUUAGCAGCGGAUAUGUUUGUAGGAAGAGAAAGAUUUGCCACAUCUUUGUUGAUGCGAUUAAAAGAGACUGUGAUCUUAUGGCUUUCCGGAGACCAGAGCUUUUGGGAUGACAUUGAGAAAGGUCCUAGACCUUUGGGACCUCUUGGCCUCCGGCAGCUGUAUUUGGACAUGAAGUUUGUCACAUGCUUUGCAUCCCACGGUCGCUACCGAUCGAGGAAUUUGCACAGGGGAACUAAUGAGAUAAUAUCUAAAGCCUUAGCAGCUUUCACUGCAACGGGACUGGAUAGUGAGCUGCCAAAAGACGACUGGUUCACUGAAAUAUGUCUGGAUGGAAUGGAAAGAUUGAGUGGUAAAGCAAAAGGCAACAAUGGCGAAGUCCACAGCCCGACUGCCUCGGUAUCGGCUCAGUCUGUUUCAUCGGCGAGAUCUCAUGGCAGCUGUUGAACCAACCAACCCCCAUAUUAUAUUAUGUAUGUAAAGAAGCUUAGUGGUAAGAACUUUUGAUCUUCUCCUUUCAGCUCUGCUUUUCUUUUAUAGAAUCUCAAAUUAUUGAUGCAAGGGUGUGUAAAUGUGGUUGAGUUGAAUGUUUUCUUUUAUUGGUCCUUUCUUAUCUCUUGUUCUUUGGGUUGUCAAGUAAAGAGAAUGUUGAUCUUUAGUCACCAUGUUACGGAUUUGAUGUAGGAAAAUCUCUUUUCGUGAAACCGAAAGAUUAUUGUCACCAUUCUGAUUUACAGUCUUUGAUGAAGAUCUUGCUCACCCGGAA